UUGUUUUGUAGAUAACCUUACAAUUUUAAACUCACGUUUCACAUGUUAAAAAGCACUGUUUAUUUAUCACCUAUCCAAUUUUAAUAAAAGCAAAAUAAUGGCAGUGAAUUUGUUUAAUUCGUAAAUGUAGAUAUAACGGAGCUGUAUGUAUUAUAAAUUAUUAUACUUUAAAGUCUUUAAGUGAUUAGUUGGAUUUUAUGUUAAAUUAACACAAAAAGGCGCAUCACUAGCAUCACUGGUUUGGUGGACUUGUGUUUCGGUUAGACAUUAGAAGGAAAGGAAGCUUUAGGAAUCAUGAGUCCUAAUUCAACGAAUGCCAUUCCGCAGAAUGGUCACUGCAAUAAACAAAUGAAUGGAAAUAUAAAAAUAAAACAGUACAAACCAUUACCAGAGAAGCAGUUUGAAGCAAGGGAUUCGCUAAUUGAAGAACUAUGCAACAAGGUACCUCAUAUAGCAUCGAUACAGAACUUUUUUAUUGCCACAAUAUUUUGCCUGUUCACGAGUAUUUUGGCAAAUGACUAUAUGGUAAAGGGGGAAUUCAGUCUUGGUUUCCACCUAAUAAGAGAUUCAUUUGCAAAAAUCCACAUCUCGGCAUUUUUCUGGGUACUAUUUGUGAUUGUAACAAGUUCUGUACAUAUCGUCUUCAGGUUCUGGGCUCUCGUUCGUGUGAAGUUGAUCCCUAAUAAUUCAGCUGUGAAAACAUGGGACAGAUUAUGGCUGGUGUUGACAUUUGCGUUCUACCUAAUGUCCUUCGUAAUGUCUUCAUUUAUAACAGUACACUACGAUCUACCAGUAGCCUGUUCAUCAAUAAUCCUUUUAGAACAGACGAGACUGUCAAUGAAAAUCCAUGCUUACAUUAGACACAACGCUGAAAGAGUUGUGAACUACAAACCACACAGCGACCAAGAAUUGAUUUUACCCAAGUUUAAGAAUUAUCUGUAUUUCUUGUUUGCUCCAACAAUUGUCUACAGAGAUGAAUAUCCCAGGACCACAAAUAUAAGAUGGAACUUCGUAGCCUUCCGUUUUCUAGAAAUCAUCGGAGUCAUCAUCUACCAAUGCUUCAUCCUGCACAGGUUCGUCUUCCCAGCAUACCGCGAGUUUGGAUUGCGGAAGUUCACAUGGGGUGAAGUAAUUAUUCCCAUCAUUGAAAACUCUCUUCCUGGACUACUGCUUUUAUUGUCUGGGUUCUACCAGGUCAUACAUUCCGUCCAAAAUUUGUUUGCCGAGAUACUUAGAUUUGCAGAUAGACAGUUUUAUAAGAAUUGGUGGAAUUGUGUUUCGACGGAAGAAUUCUUUAGAACUUGGAACUGCGUGGUCCACGACUGGCUGUACACCUACGUCUACAGAGAUAUUCAUAUUUUAACCAAAGGCAACAAAGUAUUAGGCAAACUAGCAGUAUUCGCUCUAUCAGGAAUUAUCCACGAAUGGGUAUUGGCAUACCAGUUCAAAUUCUACACCCCCGUCAUCCUCUACUGCUACUUAAUUGCUGCUGUCAUCAGCAACUUCAGAGUACCCAAGGUGAAGUUCUACAACAUACUGUUCUGGUAUGGUAUGAUGUUUGGUGCCGGAUUGAUGGCAAGCCUCUACACGUUGGAGUACUACGCUAGGAUAAACAACCCUGCUCCUGAGUAUACUUUUAAGUAUUGGUUCCUACCCAGAUGGUACUUGUGUGACUGUAUUGCGUGAUAUUGCAAAUAUUCAAACAAUUUGAGGGUCUGAUAUGAUUUUUCUAGAUUUUAUGGUUUAUUGUAGAAGUGAGCCAAGAAAUAUUUAAAGAGGUAGAUGACGUAACCUCUAAUAUUAAUUUUUGGUUGUUACAAGACUUGGAAUCACUGAUAUUUAAUAGGAAUAAACAUACGAGGGUCGCUAAUUCAUUCGCUAAAACAUUCGUAAAAAAAGGUUCGCUAUGUCGCUGAGAAAGGCUGCGACGUGCUGGGAGAAAUCUGGCAACACUGCCUCGCUGCACGCUGCAUUGUUCAUUAUCGGUCUAGCAGCCUUUGAAGAUGGAGGUCCUGGUCCUGUUACCGCAAAUGUGAAAUUCAGACUGUGAUACGUUUCUUACAUGCAAAAUGGAUGUCACCUAUUGACAUUUAUCGUCAGUUAAUCGACACGGUUCUUAAACAUUACUACGGUUGCCCAGAUCGACUAACCAAUGAACAUUAAGGGUGCGAUUACGUCACGAGUGUACUGUAAUUUGAAUCAUAAUAUGAUUUUUUUCGAAUCCUGAGAAAACUAAUAAAUAUUUUUAAAAAAUUUAAACGCAGAAUGAAAGACUAAAUUAUUAUCGAGGGCCGAAAGUCCCUUAGAGUAAAUAAAAAGUUUCUUUUGAAUGAAAUAUUUGCAGUUAAAAAUCACACUUCUCUUUUAUUUUCAGCCCUGUAACUUAUUAAAAUAAACAUAAUAGAAGUUUUCAGGGACUUUCGGCCCUCGGUAAUAAUGUAGUCUUUCAUUCUGCGUUUAAAUUUUUCAAAAAUAUUUACUAGUUUUCUCAGGAUUCGAAAAAAAUGAAUACAUUUAAAAAACUAAUGAGAAUUUGGACGUGCUUCAAAAUUUUGCAUUUUGCUCCUUCCCCUUAAUCGGUAUUUAUAUGUCUUUAAUGUAUGGAAAAUAGUCAAGAUAGUUAAAAAUAAAGAUGUUUGGUGGAUUAUAAUACCUACUUAUGGAAAACUGUUGAUAUUUAUUCAUGAAAUAUUUACGGAAAUCUAGGACUUCAAUCUCCAUUCUACACUGAAAAUUUGUCGCUGAAUUUCCAUUAGGAUUAACUAUUGAAUAGGUACAUACUAUCCUUAGAGGUCAGCUAGGAUUAUGUGAAUUAGAAUUACUUGUAUAAUUUAUUGUAAGAAUUUAAAUAAUAGGUACCUAAUAAAUUUGGCCACACUACAGCCUGUACCUGGCAUUCUAAAAUAUCAUCAACAUUAUUUUUACGUUAAUACAUAAUGAAAUUUUAACGUUUUAACCUACCUUAUAAAUAUAUAUUCUUAUUUAAACUCCUACUCAUCGUUGAUGAUCGUUGUACAUCGUUCCUAUUUAGGAACGAUGUACAACUUUCAUGAAUAAUUCAAAAUAAGUUUUUACGGGAAACAACACCAAAAUUACAAAUACAAAAAUAUAAAGUAAACUAGGAUACUACCGGUACUCCGUUCUUUAACGGUAAAAUAUUGCAAAAUCUCUAAAUUUUAAAGAACCGCUUGGAUUGACAUGAAAUUUGGCUACACAUAGCUAACAAGUCAAAGAAAAAAAGUGAUAUUGUGCCGAUAUGUGCUUUUGCCCUGGGGGUGGUUUUCACCCCAUCUUGGGGGUGAAAAAAUAUUCGUCCAAAAAAAGUCAGGAAAUGGAUAAACUGGCUAAUUUUAAGUAACUUUUGUUCUAUAGAGUUUUUUCACUAAGUCAAUACUUUUCGGGUUAUUUGGCAGUGAAUAUGUUCAUUUUUUCAACAAAAUAAGCACGCUUUUAGACAGUUUCUCGAAAAUAACUCAAAUAGUAAGUAUUUUGUCCAAAAAACAUUUUUAGCAAAAAUAUAGCCUGUAAAAAUUUAAAAAAAUGGUGUUAAUAUCACGUCUCUACACCUAGUAGAAGCAGAGUUAUAGCUAAUGAAAAAUAGGUUCAUAUUCGUCAAAUUCCGAAUGAAAUAUUUACCGUGAAAUAAACAAAAAUGAAGCACAUUUCGGGGAAAACUCAUUACAACUUAUUUAAAGUGUUUAAAAAAAGCUUCAUUUUUGUAUUAUAAAAAAAAUUUCUAGCAUCAAAAUUAAACAAGUUACGCUCAAAAUAAAGUUAGUCCCUUUUGGUUUUGGUAAAAAAAUCGAGAAAAUCACCCCCUAAUUAGUAUCUUAAAUGAACUUAAUCGUUACGACUUCACAAGUUUCUUGACUCGUGUAUAUAUUGUUUAUAUGAUCUGUAAGUUUCAUCGGUUCAAAGUCUUUAUUAUUGAAAGGGCUGUAGUUAAAAGUGGUUGAACGAGUCACUGAUCACGAAUGUAUAAAAAUUUAGAAACACCAAAUCUUAAUCAAUUUUUGUCUAACAGAAAAACAAAAACAUACAUGAUAUUCAGAAAAGCAAAUCUGACUUUUUUUGUGUUUCGAGAUUUUUGGUAUCUCUAACAAUUUUUAAGUUAUUUUGAAAAAAAGCAUAUUUUUCAAAAUUUAAAUUUUUAAAAAUUUUACUUUGAAACAAAAUUUUUUCAAAAAUAAGCACUUUGAAUCGAUGAAACUUACAGAUCAUAUAAACACAACAUAAGUAAAAUAAUUUGUGGAGCGGUAACGAUUAAUUUCAUUUAAGUUGCUAAUUAGGGGGUGGUCUUCCCGAUUUUUUUUUGCAAAAACAAAAGGGACCAACUUUAUUUUGAGCGUAACUUGCUUAAAUUUAAUGCUAGAAACUUUUUGUAAAAACAAAAAUAAAUAUUUUUUUAAACACUUUAAAAAAGUUAUAAUGGGUUUUCCCCAAAAAGUGCUUAAAUUUUUGAAUAUUUCACGUCGAAAUAUUCUAUUUGAAAUUUGGUGAAUAUGAAUAUAUUUUUAAUUGGCUAUAACUCUGGUUCUACGAGAUCCAGAGACCAAACGCGUACACCAUUUUUUUUACUUUUUUAUAAGCUAUAUUUUUGCUAAGAACGUUUUUUCGAAAAAAUACUUACUUGUUGAGUUAUUUGCGAAAAACCGUCUAAAAAUGUGGUUAUUUUGUUGAAAAAUGAACAUAUUCACUCGCAAAUAACUCGAAAAGUGUUGACUUGGCGAAAAAGCUCUAUGGAACAAAAGUUACUUAAAAUUAGUCAGUUUACCCAUUUCCGGACUUAUUUUGGACAUAUAUUUUUUCACCCUCAAGAGGGGGUGAAAGUCACCCCCAGGGCAAAAGGACACAUCGGCACAAUAUCACUUUUUUUCUUUGACAUGUAAGCUAUACGUAUGCCAAAUUUCAUGUCAAUCCAAGCGGUUCUUUAAAAUUUAGAGCAAAAACCGUGAAAGAAUGGACUACGGGUGGUGAAUUGGAAAACGGGCCAUAUGAAACUCAAGGUAAAAUUCUAAACUGUUGAAUUCCUGCUUCCCUAAUUAUUUUACAUCAAAAGACAUUAGAAACUAUUUGUGGAGGAUUGAAAUCUGUAUUGAAAACAACUGUGAAAAUUGUUCUACGAAUUAAACAUAUUCCAAAAUUUAGUAAAAAUGCGUAAAAAUACGUUUUUUAGCCCAAAAUUAGGCCACACACAGUGCAAUGUCACAAUGAAAUUAUUAUUUUUACAUUUUUGAACUGUCAAUAUUUUUAUUUUAUCAUUAAAAGCAAUAGAGUUGAUAAGAUAUCCUCAGCUGCGGAGAAAAUAUUAAUAAUAAAGAUUUUUUAUUUAGUCAAUGGUGUGAGCACUGUCAGUUAAAUAGUAACGUGUGGCCUAACUUUUACACACAUACCUACUGUGGCAAAUGUAUUAUAUUUUUCAAAUUUUUGGAAUGCGUUUAAAUCGUAGAACAAUUUUAACUUUUGAUUUUAAUACAGAUUUCAAUUCUCUACAAAUAUUCUCUCAUGACUUUUGAUAAUUAGGGAAGCAGGAAUUCAACAGUUUAAAAUUUUACAUUGAGUUUCCUAUGACCCGUUUUACGAUUCACCACAAAAUAAAAUGUGUUUUAUUUGUCUUAUUAUUUAAUAAUAACACAAAUACUACGCUUAUAUACACAAUAACGUCAAUAACACACAUUCAAUGAUCGAAAAUCAUUUAAAAAUAUGGGAUUCUGUACUUUUGUGACGUAAAGUCAAAAAUUGAAGUCUCCCCACCACCGUCGAUCUGGGCAACCGUAGUAUGUCUAAGAACCGUGGUUAAUCAAAGCUUACGGGAAAAGUGCAUAUUUGUUCAACAACGGAAAUCCACGAUGAAUCUGAAGACCUUCCGCUCCGAUCUAAAUCGUGAAUUUCCGUUCGGCCUUCACUGAAUUCUCUACACAAUUUGCAAACAUGUUUAACAGAUAUGAACUGACGAUGAAUAUUUUGCAUGUAAAAACAACGAUUGCGGCAACAGUGACCGGGACCUCCAUCUUCGAAGACUGCUAGGCCGACACUGAGCAACGCAGUUAGUCGAAACUGGUGGGGCAAGAGAUAUGGAGAGUUGUUAUGUAAGGCAGUGUUGCCAGAUUUCUCCCAGCAUGUCGCACUUUUUCUCAGCAGAAUGGGGAACCUUUUUUACGAAUGGUUCUCUUAUAUCAGAUUUUAAUAAAACCUAUAAAUAACCCAUAAAAUGAACUCUUACUCCAGGGAAGGACGUUUUCUCGGAAAUUUAAAUAAUACAGGUAUAUAGCAGUUUCUAAUUACUAUACCGGGUGGUGAAUCAUCAAACGGGCCAUAGAAAACUCAAUGGAAAAUUUUAAACUUUUAAAUUCCUGCUUCAACAUUAUUGCUGGUUUUUCCUCAACUGCAACUUUAUUGUUUUUUAAACAAUGUCAUAAAAUAAAUAUAUCAACAAGUCAACAAGUUAAAUAUUGUAACUUCAUUGUGAUCAACCGCAACCCGUUAUACACAUUCUGCACUACGUGUGGCCUAACUUUUACAAUACUACUCUGGUAAAUCGUCGGCCUCAUAUGAAAAGUGCCUAAGUCCAAAUUAACCAAUUUUACAGGAGAUGAAAAAAACUGAUUUAAAGAAUGAUUUUGACUUAAAACUUUAUCUUAUUUGACACAGUUACUUAGAAUAGUGUCCGUCAGCCUUCUCAUAAAGGUAGAUCUAUUAUUAAAAUAUUAUUACUUUAAAAAUGGAGUUAGGCAACUUUCAUUUUUGAAAUAAAACAAAUUUGGAGUUUGGAAUGUGGAAACACAUUUAAUAACGAAAAGCAUAAAGAAAUAUGCGUAACUCCAUAAAAAGUCGCCAAAAAUAAACUGUGAAAAAUGCUUAAGUCCCACAAGAAAAUCAAAUUUGGGGUUUUGCGGAUAAUAAUGCUACUUAAAUGUAGUUAACACAAAAACUAUAAUAAUAUGAUCAAAUUGAACUUACCUUCAAUAAGUUUACACUAUUUCCAUGAAGAUAUGUUAGCUUAUAACACUUUUCUUGAAGAUGUAACACAGCAGCGCAGCAAAAGUACAUCUAACCACAAUGAGAAUGAUGGACUUUGGCAAGUUUCAUGUGAUUCACCGAACGCCGUGGAGUUGGGUAGAAUUCUAUUUUGGGGUUCUAGCGACAUCUAUGGAUUUUUUUGUCUUGCUAUGCAUGCGUACCAUAAAUAUUAAUCAGACGGCGCAAAAAUCUCAUUUUUGCUUAUUUUGGGACUUUUCAUAUGAGACCGACGAAAUGUAUUAUAUUUGUGCAAAAUUUUGGAAUGUGUUUAAUAGGUAGAACAAUGAUUUUAACAUUAGUUUAUAUGUAAUACAGAUUUCAGUCUUCUACAACUGUUUUCUCUUUUCAUAACUUUUGAUGAAAAUUAAUUAAAAAAGCAGAGUAGAAUUUCCCACUGAAUUUCCUAUGGCCUGUUUGACGAUUCACUAUCGGGUAUACAGUAUGGUGCAAAUGAAAGGAAUACAUUUGUUAUUUCGUAAACCGGCGACUUUAAAGAAAAAUCCCACAUAAUGAAAAAAAAAACAGGUCGACUUUCAUUUUUAAAUUAUGAUAUUUUGGCAUGUAUGUGAUACUAGUGACGUCAUCCAUCUGGGCGUGAUGAAGUAAUUGAUGAUUUUUUUUAAUGUGAAUAGGGCUCGUGUGCUAGCUCAUUUGAAAGGUCACUCACUUCUUUAUUCAGUAAUAUAAACAUUUACAUAAUUAUUUGUACAGCGUGUCCAAAAAAAAUUUUAAUUAAAUUAUUUGACAAAAAAUAGAAGAAUGUAUGCUUUUUUUUAAUUUAAAACCGUUUCCCGAAAACAGAACAAAAUGUUUAUUUCACAAAUAAAUAUUGCUUUUCGAUUAAAUUCAAUGUUCAAGCCAGCUGUCUCUUGGAAGUUUGAACAUUUAAUUUAAGCCAAAGGCGAUGUUUAUUUGUGAUAUACAUAUUUUUUUCUAAUAGCUGACAGCAGUAUAAUGUAUUUUGAAUUAAAUAAAUUACACACAUUCUUCUUUUUUGGCAAAUAAUUUCAUGUCAAAUAAUUUUUUUGGACACCAUGUAUAAAUAAUUAUGUAAAUGUUGAUAUUACUGAAUAGAGAAUUAAAUAAUAUUUCAAAUGAGCUAGCACACGACCCCUAUUAUCGUUUAAAAAAAUCAUUGAUUACGUCAUCACGCCCAGAUGGAUGACAUAACUAGUAUGACAUAUUAUGUUAAAAUAUCAUAAUUUAAUAAUAAAAAUCGAUCUGUUUAGGGAUUUUUUCUUAAAGUCGCCGGUUUACGAAAUAACGAACUUGUUCCUUUCAUUUGCACAAUACUGUCUAAGAUAAAUGAACGUGAAUAAAAAUAAAUAUACAUACACUGAUUUAGUUAUUAAGUUUUUUUAUUAUGAUAUUUUUUACUUUGGAUAAGAAUAUUUUGUUGAUAUAAAUAUGUAUGACGUUAGAAAAAAAUUAGUCAACGACAUAAUUUUUGUUUUGUUGAAAACUUAUCGGUAAGCUAUUAUGUAAUUCCUUUUUGGGAAUGGUGUUUUGUAAAUAGAUAUUGUUAUACUAAGAAAUAAAUUAUUUUGUAUA
Messenger RNA from Diabrotica virgifera virgifera (western corn rootworm), 8571 nucleotides. RefSeq names its product sterol O-acyltransferase 1-like. The transcript is spliced from 8 exons. Lineage: Eukaryota; Metazoa; Arthropoda; Insecta; Coleoptera; Chrysomelidae. Gene Ontology annotation, cellular component: endoplasmic reticulum membrane. Gene Ontology annotation, biological process: cholesterol metabolic process. Bases 295 to 1686 code for a protein of 463 amino acids. The record is from RefSeq and is a predicted model, not a curated record.